Aureococcus anophagefferens is the source of this 1029-nucleotide messenger RNA. RefSeq lists its product as hypothetical. NCBI's taxonomy places the organism in Eukaryota, Pelagophyceae, Pelagomonadales, Pelagomonadaceae. Gene Ontology annotation, molecular function: sulfotransferase activity. The transcript has a single exon. Gene Ontology annotation, cellular component: cytoplasm. The coding region runs from base 1 to 1029 and encodes 342 amino acids. Gene Ontology annotation, biological process: sulfation. The record is from RefSeq and is a predicted model, not a curated record.
AUGCUCGCCGCUGCCCUGCGUCGCGUGAAGCCGGGCAAUGGCCUACUCUCCUGGGCACCAACGGUGGUAUGCACGGGCCUCGGCCUCGGCGCGAUCGUCGACCUCGACCAUCGAGAGAACCCGACGAACCUCGCCAAGAAGCCGGCCUACUACGAGGCCUCGGGCGCCGCGGCGUUCAAGGCGUUGACGGCGCGCGACGACGACGUCUUCGUCGCGAGCUACCCCAAGUGCGGCACGUCCUUCGGGCACGGCAUCGUCUAUGCGCUGCUUCGGAUGGACGACGACGGCGCGUGCGGCGACGACGGCGAGUGUGGCGGCCGCGGCCAGGUCUACCCGGACGGCGUCGCGGCGAAGCGCGGUGACGUCGAGCGACGGGCGGCUUUCGGCGCGUGGAGCUUCGAGGACCUCUCGGCGCAGCGCGCGCCGCGGCUCUUCACGAGCCACUCCAAGGCCGACGCGCUGCCCGCGACCCUCGCGCUUCGCGGGCGCUACGUCGUCUUCGCGCGCGACCCCAAGGACUGCCUCGUCUCGGGCUUCUUCUUCGUCCGGGGCCUCGACGCGAAGCCGCUUUACUGGCUCCGCCGGCGCUACCACGACCUCGACUCGUACUUCGAGACGUUUUUGGAACGCGACGGCGGCGGCACGUACGGCGACUGGUGGUCGUGGCACUCCGACGCCGCGGCGCUCGCCGAGGACCUGGGGCCCGAGCGCGCGCUCGUCGUCUUCUACGAGGACUUCCACCGCGAUUUCGACGCGGCGGCGGCGGCGCUCGCGGCGUUUCUGGGAGUAUCGCUCACGCCGGCGAAGCUCGCGGCGCUGCGGCGGCGCACGGCCAUGGGCGACGACGCGGGCGCGACGGUGCCCACGGCGCGGCUCGGGCGCGUCGGCGACCACCGGCGCCACCUCUCGGCGCAGCACUGGCUGCGGCUCGACCGGCUCUUCUCCGCGCGCGGCGCGGCGGCGCACCCGCUCCUCGCGCCGCUCGCGCCCGAGCGCGUCUUCCGCGCCGCGGCGGCCGAGGCGGAGUAA